Molecule: messenger RNA, 2736 nt
Organism: Penicillium robsamsonii
Lineage: Eukaryota; Fungi; Ascomycota; Eurotiomycetes; Eurotiales; Aspergillaceae
Product: putative cell wall proline rich protein
Exons: 1
Coding region: 1-2736 (911 amino acids)
Source: RefSeq, a predicted model, not a curated record
AUGGCUUCGCUUUCACUUCCUCCGCAGUCCCAGGGCUUCCCGCCACAUUUCGAUACCUCGAACCUCUCCGCCAGCCCUCGUCGCCAACACAUGCAUGCACCAUUGCCUAAUCCACCAUUUGUCUUUCCAGCACGGGACCCCGAUGCCCCCAACACCCAAUCGGAGACCCCUGAGCACCGGGAACGGGUCGCAUUGCCCGCCUUCUCUUUUAAUCCCGGAUCAGAACAGCAGUCACCACACCUCUCAGCACCGUCCUUGUCAGCUCCUCGCGCGGGCGGACACCGUCGGCGACCAAGCGAGUUUCUUGGAACUGACCACUUGGUAGCACCGGAUAUGUUGGGAACCGGUCACAGACGGGCGGCUUCGAUGGCAGAUCAACCUCUUCCGCCUCCGGGGCCUGGUGUUGGGAGAGUUCCUGGACGACGGAAUCAUGCCCAUCGACGUUCGGCUGCGAUCUCUGGUGUCGACUUGAAUGUUAUCACCAAGGCACUCGGUCCUAAUUCUGGAGUGGGAAGUGCGCCUACUACACCCGCCGACCCUUACCACAAAUCUACAUCUGAUGUCUCUUCGCGGCCGCUCUCCCAAUCGGCUGUUAGUCUCGGACGCCCCACGCCACCUGCGUCUCCUCAGUUCCCUCCCGUCCCUCCUGUGCCUCCCAUUCCGGCUGCCAUCCAAGCGGAAAUGGCCUUAAACAACCAACCCCCAAAUCCCGAACGACCUAUCUCCGCUGUCUCGCAUGGUACUUCGGACAGUGCAACCACAAUCAAGGCCCAGCAGCAGGUGGAAAAGCCGACUUUCUCAGAUCGGGUCACGCCAAGGCCUCAUUACAACCCAAAACCUCGACCGAAAACUGCCGACGCCUCUUUGGUGAUGGAUUUCAUGCAGAUGGAUGACGAUUCAGCAUCCUCUAUCAAGCGUUCGCACUCAGCCGCUGGGCACUCACGCUCUCGAAAGAGCAAAUCAACACCACAUCUCGAUUCUACUCUCUUGCCCGAUGAUGUUCACUCGACGGACGACUACCGACCUUCAUUUUCGGACGAUGGUUCAGAUACAUCUGGCGAUGAAGCGACGGAGAACUCGCCUGACAACAAAUCGUCUAUCAAGUCUAAAAAGAAGAAGCAGAAGCGGGUUCGCUCUUGGGCCGGUCACAUUCUAACUCGAACGAAGAGCAAAGGUAAGGGAAAGCGCCAUGCGAAGUCUGACACACAGGAGGAGCCGCCUGUACCUCGCACUCCUGCGCCUCGUCCCCCUGCUCUUACUCGGACCAACUCGGGGACCGGAUCGGUUUUGGAUGUUGAUUUUGAUAAUGACGAUGUCGUUGUCAUCCGAACCCCGACCAAUCCGACAAUGCCUCCUUCUGCCCUCGAGCCCAUUCAAAACAAUCGUCAAACCGAGGGUGCUUGUCUGUUGUCUGCACAAACUCUAGAGACCUCGUGGAAACCGAGGAGUUUCUACGAACAGGGUGUUGGCCCACACGACAAUGUACUAAGUAGCCCUAUCAUUGACCUCGAUGCUGCGCUUGGUCCUUUCAACACUCCCGACAUGCGACCGGUGACGCAGGGUGCGCCCAACAACAACUUUUCGGUUGCAACUCAGCGGAUGUACAGCGGCGGAAGACGGGGUGAAUUUGUCGGCCCAGAGAUGCGGUAUCAUCGGCGCACGGAAAGCGCUCCGGCGAUGCAACCAUUCGACCGCUCUGCUCUCGGCGCAUUCCGUUUGGGUCCGACCUCGGCAGUGGAAACCCCCGAUGUGUUUGAUGAAGAGGAAGAGGAUGCUUUCCUGGCUGCUUCCCAGUCACCCAAGGGCGAGCGCCUUCCGGUGAACGCGCCAGCGAUCGACAACGCAGUUUUCUCGUCAUCGGAAGAUGAUGCGAAAUCUAUUCACAGCAACAAUACCGCUGGCAGUAGUGAUACUCUGACUCGUCCCCCGACGGGUAGUAUCUCCUCGCAGAAUGCUGGCCUGGGUAUUCGACAAGGCGAUAAACAGCUGAACCAGCAACAGCCAGAGGAAAAGAGUGCCCGUGAGCAGGUCCAUACUGCCAGCAAUCCUUUCAAUGGCAAGCCUCGAACACCCGUGGAAAUUUUGAAGACGGAAGACCCUGGGCAUAAAGCGAUUGGGCCUCCCAGUCCCGACGUUUCUCCUCGAUUCCUAGCUAUCGACAAGCGACCGGCGACCUCGCCCAUCGAACUGCUGCCUAAUAUUCCUCCAUUCACGUUACAGCCAGGGGUUUCGCCGUCUGACUCGUCGUUCCCGUCUCCGGAUGCUCCGCGGUCAAUUGCGGAGUCCUCGAUGACGGACCGAAACUUUUCCAGUCACUCGUAUCAUCAUCUUCCUUCGGCAGACUAUCCUUAUGCAUCAGUUGAAGAUGUUCCAUCUUUGACCAGCAGUGCAUCGACCAUGACCAACACUCUGAAUCGUUUCUCGGCAGCUUCUUUCUUUCCCCGUGGACGUCUUUCUGCUGACCGCGCAGCGUCCUUCUCGGCUGCUGGUACCAGACGCACCAGCCAGGCUAACGCCUCCAAACGCUCUAGUCUAGCCAGCCUUUCCAAGUUAGUCGGUGGUCCUCAUUCUGAGCGGAGCAAGCUCAACCAGGAGGAGAAACCCCCUAGCACCGCCUCCGACAAAACGAAGAAGAAGGGCCGCCGUCUCAGCCGAAUGAUGCACUUCUGGAAACCCAAGGACAAAGAAAAGUCAUCCAAUCAGACGGCACCAGCAAAUGACCGGCCGCAGUCGUAA